This is a messenger RNA of Impatiens glandulifera, 2217 nucleotides long. Its product is annotated as mitogen-activated protein kinase kinase kinase NPK1-like. The record is from RefSeq and is a predicted model, not a curated record. The transcript is spliced from 16 exons. Gene Ontology annotation, molecular function: protein kinase activity; ATP binding. Gene Ontology annotation, biological process: protein phosphorylation. The coding region runs from base 59 to 1813 and encodes 584 amino acids. NCBI's taxonomy places the organism in Eukaryota, Viridiplantae, Streptophyta, Magnoliopsida, Ericales, Balsaminaceae.
UUCAAAGACCGUAUAUUUUCUGUUCUAAGCCUAAUAUUCUUACAAAUUAUCACUAGAAAUGGCGCCGAUGCAAGACUUUAUUGGUUCUGUUCGUCGAUCUCUGGUGUUCAAACCAUCUAAUGGCGAAGAUGGAGGAGGUUUUGGAGGAUUCGUCGACAAAAUUGGAUCCAGCAUCCGGAAAUCGAGAAUAGGACUCUUCUCGAGGACUGGGAAGAUUGAUUCGUAUAAGAUGAAGAAAAACGAUACACCGUUGAUCCGUUGGAGGAAAGGCGAGUUGAUUGGUUCCGGUGCAUUUGGCAGGGUUUAUAUGGGAAUGAAUCUCGAUUCUGGGGAGCUUAUUGCUGUCAAACAGGUUUUGAUUCCAGUAAACGGUGCUUCAAAGGAAAAGGCACAGGCGCAUAUUAAAGAGCUCGAGGAGGAAGUGAAGCUGCUUAAGAACCUCAAGCAUCCUAACAUUGUGAGAUACUUGGGAACAGGUAGGGACGAUGAAUCCUUGAAUAUCUUGUUGGAAUUUGUUCCGGGUGGAUCUAUCUCAUCACUUCUUGGAAAUCUUGGUCCAUUCCCUGAACCUGUCAUAAGAAUGUACACGAAGCAAUUGUUGCUGGGACUUGAAUACCUUCACGACAAUGGGAUUAUGCACAGGGAUAUCAAGGGGGCUAAUGUCCUUGUACACGAAAAUGGUAUCAUUAAACUUGCAGAUUUUGGCGCAUCCAAAAAAGUGGUUGAACUGGCUACCAUAACAGGUACCAAGUCAAUGAAGGGUACUCCAUACUGGAUGGCCCCUGAGGUUAUUCUUCAGACUGGCCAUAGCUUCUCAGCUGACAUAUGGAGUGUGGGAUGUACUGUUAUAGAAAUGGCUACAGGAAAGCCUCCAUGGAGCCAGCAGUAUCAAGAGGUUGCUGCUCUUUUCCAUAUUGGAACAACUAAAUCCCAUCCACCUAUCCCUGAACAUUUAUCUCUCGAUGCUAAAGAUUUUCUGUUAAAAUGUCUGCACAAGGAACCAAACAUGAGGCCUUCUGCACUAGAUCUACUAAAGCACCCAUUUUUCACAAGGGAGCAUCAGGAAACUCCCUUACUUUUACAUUCUGUAGUUAUGGAAAAUAUCGGAAAACAGAUGGGAACAUCAAGUAUCAGCCUUAAGAACUCUGUAACUUGCAUGGGGCUGGAUGCUACUCAGAAUAGUAUGAGAUGCUCGUCUAUAUAUCCAGAGAAGUUUAUGGGGAAUGGAAGCAUCUGGAAAUCAAGCAAUGGUGACGAUGAUAUGUGCCGAAUAGAUGAUGACCUUCUAGUUGGAGGAGCUUCAUCAAAUUUUGAUUCCCCUUUAAUUUAUAAGAGUUUCAACCCCAUUUUGGAGCCUAAUGAUGACUGGCCAUCUGAGAUUGAUAGAAAUAGAGAUUUUGGGAGAAGUCAAAUGGACUUAUUGGUGAGCCAAACAAUUAAUAACAGACCUGCAACAUCAUGUAAUACAGUAAAUGAGAAUGAUGAUGAAGAACUUAAAUCAAAAGAGAUGUAUAAGAGGAUUGAAAACAAAGAAAAUAUUUCGAACAAUUUGCACCUACCUCCUAAAAGCAGGUGGUCAUCAAAGCGAUCUCAGCCAACUCUAGUUUGUGAUGUUCAUCAGGAGCAUAUUAAUCCAAGUAUAAGCUUUUCUGAAAGACAAAGAAGAUGGAGAGAAGAACUUGAUGAAGAGCUUAAGAGAAAACGAGAGUUAAUGCGUCAAGUGAGCAUGGGAAGGACAUCAUCAUCAUCUCCAAAGAACCAUUCUGUAAAUCGACUAAAAGGCAGGUCAAGGCUUGAACUUGUGGACAAAUGAGUAUUGUUUUAUUCAUACACUCUCAAUAUAAAACAACUCGAGAUCUCCUCCCAUCAAAUGGGGAAAAGGAAGGAGAUGGAUUUGCAUUAUGAUAAAAUCAUGCCGCCUCUUGUGUCACAUUAUAGUGGCUGUUAUCGGUCAGUGUGAACCUCCCUGAAGCUGAUUACAUCAUUUAUGUGGGCUUCAUCAACUGGGAUGCAGGCAGGUAUAUGUUUUAUAUGUUUCUUUUUCUUUAUAGAAUUAGUGUAACAUAUUACUAUUGAGGAUGGAUCCUCCCAAACUUGAAUAUUUGGUUUACAAUAUCUGUAAUAUAUCUCAAUUUUAGCAUGCUUAUGGCUUUUCAACUAUGAGAAUUCUCUAAGGUUCGAAGGGUGGUUAUUCACUAGUACGAUCUUCACAGUAAU